AUGCUAGCUACUUACUAUGAUCUGUCUCUGAAUGGAUUCAAGGCCCCCUCGAAGGGUGCGCGGGGAGAGGCGGCGGCAGGCGCGGGUUGCGUCACCGCGCUCUCCGGAGCGCCUCGAAUAUUUGACGGCGCCCCUCAAAAAUUAAGCGGUGCGGCUCAAAAAUCGGGCAGCGCGGCUCAAGAAGUGGGCGGCGCAGCUCAUAAAAUCGGCCGGCGCGGCUUAAAGAUCGGGCGGCGCGGCUCAAAAAUCGGCCGGCGUGGCUCAAAAAAAUCGGCCGGCGUGGCUCAAAAAUUGGGCGGCGAGCUUGUGGAUGAGCACGCAGAGACGGAGCAAGAUGAAAAGUUGUUGGAGCGUGUAAAAGUUUUGGUACAAGAGCAUCUUCCAACCACCCGUUGGACUCGCUGGGAGGUUUCCACCGCCACGAGAGAAGACGUUUCUGGAGAAAAGCUCGAAUCAAAUGUGCUAAACAAGCUCAUAUUUGCCUUGCCUACUGUUGGCUUAGUCUGGGAUUUCAUACCAGAGGCGGAUCGUCUAACGGAGAAGGGAUAUAGAGUGCAAACUGUUAGAUUGGGCGUUCACUCAGGCCCUCAUUCUAGGUCCGGCAGCCGUGGCAAACCGCAUCCGAGCCUCAGCAGUACGCAC
This is a messenger RNA of Iphiclides podalirius (scarce swallowtail), 642 nucleotides long. The record is from the annotation of a GenBank genome assembly. NCBI's taxonomy places the organism in Eukaryota, Metazoa, Arthropoda, Insecta, Lepidoptera, Papilionidae.